Messenger RNA from Brugia pahangi, 681 nucleotides. NCBI's taxonomy places the organism in Eukaryota, Metazoa, Nematoda, Chromadorea, Rhabditida, Onchocercidae. The record is from the annotation of a GenBank genome assembly.
AUGAGCUCGACAAGUAUCGGUCAAUUAAUGGCUGAUAUGCGUCAGCUUGUCAUCAGCUUGCAAACACGUGAACGCGCUACGGAUAAUGCUCUUGCAAAAAGUCAGAUUCUUAGUGACAAAAUUUCUGGUAUGAAGGAGUACCAGGAAGAAGUGGCAAAUAUGAAUGACUGUUGGCGAAUGCAAGGCCGCAAAGUGCUUGUUGCAGGCUUGCAACAUGAAAGUCGGCAAAUUUUGCAGUUGCAGCAAGAAAAUAGGGAACUUCGACAGGCGUUGGAGGAUUGCGAAAAUACUCUACAAUUAAUAAUGCAAAAGCAUAGGGAUGUUGUAACAAAGCUUGCAAAGCAAUUUAUUCCAUCAUUUCGAAAUUCAGUUACACAUGCUAGUAAAAAGUGUGAAGCUUCUAUAAACGAAAAAAUUGUCAGUCUAUCAAGGUUGUUGAAUGAAUGUCUUGCGGAUGGUGAGAGCGUUUUGAAUCAUGAUCAAGAGUUAAUUGCAAGGCUUGCAACAGAGAAUGCAUGCCUUAGGGAAUUGCUAAAUAUUUCAACUCAUAACGAACCAAAUAUUGCUCGGCAUUUCCUGGAUCUUGCAAAUGGUGGAAUAUCGAAUUAUUCUCACUGCUCGACAACUGUUUAUGAUAAAAACUGUGAACAAAGUAAGGAUAAAAUAUUUGAUUUACUUUGA